Messenger RNA from Phytophthora sojae, 1575 nucleotides. RefSeq lists its product as hypothetical. The transcript has a single exon. The coding region runs from base 1 to 1575 and encodes 524 amino acids. NCBI's taxonomy places the organism in Eukaryota, Oomycota, Peronosporomycetes, Peronosporales, Peronosporaceae. Gene Ontology annotation, molecular function: heme binding; oxidoreductase activity, acting on paired donors, with incorporation or reduction of molecular oxygen; iron ion binding. The record is from RefSeq and is a predicted model, not a curated record.
AUGUGGGGCAUCUCGCAGCACCACGAACGGCAGGCGGUGCUCGCCGCGGGGACGCUCAGCGGCCUCUACCUGGGCUACAAGCUGCUGGUCGCCGUGUACAAGGAGCUGAAGAUCACGCGCGCGCUGGACGCCCAGGGGCUGCACCGCCCCAAGUCGACGCUGCCGAUUCUGGGCAACACCCUGGACGUCAUGUACUUCCAGAAGGACCGACUGCAGGACUGGAUGGCCGAGCAGAGUCAGGUCAGCGACGGCAAGCCCUGGGUGCUCAGCAUCAUCGGGCGCCCGCAGACGUUGAUUCUCACGUCCCCCGAGGCCUGCGAGGACGUCUUCAAGGCGCAGUUCGACAACUUCGGACGUGGAGACGAGCUCGUCGACCUGCAGCACGACAUCUUCGGCGAGGGCGUGGCCGGCGUGGACGGCGAGAAGUGGCUCAAGCAGCGCCGCAUCGCCAGCCACUUGUUCUCCAUGAAGAUGCUGCGCGACGUCAUGGACGAGGUCAUCUGCGAGAAGUCCCUCAAGCUGCGCGACGUGCUGGCGCAGUGCGCCAAGGAAGGCUGUGUCGUCCCCAUGAAGUCGCUGCUGGGCAAGUUCUCGAGCGACGUGUUCACCAAGAUCGGCUUCGGCGUGGACCUGCACGGCCUGGACGGCGACAUCAACUCGGAGAUGGACCACCCGUUCAUCGAGGCCGUCGACGGGUACGCGGAGGUGUUCGGCGCUCGCCUGCAGUCGCCCAUGUGGUACUGGAAGCUCAAGCGCUUCCUCAACAUUGGCGACGAGCGCAUGCUCAAGCGCUGCAUCAAGGUGGCCACGGAGCUGCUGAACGAGGUCAUGCUCAAGUCGAUGGCGAGCAAGACCGCCGAGGACUGGAACACCAAGACGGACCUGCUCACGCUGUUUGUGGACACCACGGGCAAGACGGACUCGUCCGACCUGCGCGACGCCAUGAUGGACUUCUUCCUCGCCGGCAAGGAGACCACGAGCUUCAGCUUGGCCUGGGUCAUCGUCAAUCUCAACCGGCACCCGCGCGUGCUGGCCAAGCUUCGUGCCGAGAUCCGCGAGAAGCUGCCGGGCCUUAUGACGGGCGAGCUGGAAGUCCCCACGAUGGAGGACCUGGCCAAGGUGCCGUACAUCGAGGCCGUGCUCAAGGAGAGUCUGCGUCUGUACAUGACGGGCGUCCACCGCACGCCCAUGCGGUCGACCACGCUCCGUGAGGGCACUUUCGUACCCUACGGCUCGUAUGUGGUCAUGUCGGUGUACGCCGCUGCGCGGGUCAAGAAGGUGUGGGGCGAGGACGCCGCCGAGUACAACCCGGACCGCUGGAUCGACGAGGAGACGGGCAAGAUCAAGUUCGUCAACCCGUUCCAGUUCAUCACGUUCGGCGGUGGCCCGCACCAGUGCAUCGGCAUGCGCUUCGCCCUGCUGGAGAUGCAGACGGUCAUUGCCGUGCUCUUCAGCCGCUUCGACAUCAAGACGGUCGAGGACCCGUUCAAGAUCACGUACGACUACAGCGUCACGCUGCCCAUCAAGGGCCCGCUCGAGUGUACCGUGCACGAGGCCACCGCCCCGGCAUACUAA